This is a messenger RNA of Nicotiana attenuata, 1329 nucleotides long. RefSeq names its product RING-H2 finger protein ATL47-like. Lineage: Eukaryota; Viridiplantae; Streptophyta; Magnoliopsida; Solanales; Solanaceae. The record is from RefSeq and is a predicted model, not a curated record. Gene Ontology annotation, molecular function: ubiquitin protein ligase activity. The coding region runs from base 389 to 1150 and encodes 253 amino acids. The transcript is spliced from 5 exons. Gene Ontology annotation, biological process: protein ubiquitination.
GUUGAAAAGCAAUCACUUGUGAUGACAGCAAAAGAAUCAAUCUUACCAAAACCAAAAACCCCAACUCACUUUUCUUUUCUUCCAACAAAAACGAGUAAAUAUGCAAUUCUUUUCAUCUUUAUUAUGACCAACUAAAACCAGAAAGAAAAUUAAACGAUAUAUUUUUAUUUGUUGAUAAAGAUAGUGUUGGAGGCUUGAAAAAGGGUGGAAGGGAUAAAAAAGGGGUUUCUUUUUCUAUUGUGACUUCUUGAAAAACAAGAUUGGACAUCGUGGGUUUUGCAGUUUUUGUGUAGAAAAAAAAAGACAUAUAUUUCAUCUUGUCAUUUAUAAAGCAGUUUUCUUGAUAAAAAUACUUUCUGAAAAUACAUAAACCCAAAGAAGAGGGGGGAUGGAGAUGAUUAAUUAUCAGCUUGAAAUGAGUUCUUAUCAAGAUUCUUUAAAAGUUCUUGAGGCUGAUAUUCAGCAUGCCAAUACUCUGGCUGCUGCAAUUCCAAGAGAGAAGGGAGGAGCGCGUCUUCAAAUGAAACUGGCAUACAAUGGAUUAGCUCCUGUGUUUCUGUUUUUGCUCCGUUGGAUAGAUAGUUCGUGCACAUGCUUGCUUCCCGGUUAUCUAAAUCUCUUUCAUGUCCUCAUUUACAAGGUACACACAGAUGGGAGACCAAAGAUAUCCAGACAUGGAAGGAGAGCAACUAUUAGUGACUUUUAUGGUGUUAUACUUCCAUCACUACAGCAGCUACAUUCUAAUUUGGUGGAGCUGGACAGUAGUAAAGUUGUAAAUCAUGGCAUAGCAAGUUCUCAGAAGAAAGUGAAAGGAGACUCUAAAUUUGCCAACUUCGAAGAUGAGAGAGAAGAUGAAUGCGGAAUAUGCUUAGAGCCUUGUAACAAAAUGGUCCUACCGAAUUGCUGCCAUUCGAUGUGCAUUAAUUGCUAUCGUGAUUGGAAUACAAGAUCAGAGUCCUGCCCCUUUUGCCGUGGUAAUUUGAAGAGAGUUAAGUCUAGAGACUUGUGGAUCCUCACCUGCAAUGAAGAAGUUGUUGAUCCAGAGACUGUUUCCAAAGAGGAUUUAGUGCGUUUCUAUCUAUAUGUUAACAGCCUGCCUAAGGAUUCUCCUGAUGCGCUGUUCUUGAUGUAUUAUGAAUACCUAAUAUGACAUUAAGCAUUUGAGAUAAGUAGUGUACAGAUAGAGAAAGAAAACCUUCAAAUGUACAUAAAUUCUGGUGGGAGUAAUUCUCCUAAAUUUCAUAGAGAAAUAACCACCUCCAUUAUUGUCUUUGUCUUGGCGUUUAAGCCAGCCUCAUGAUCAAUAAAAUUCUCCAAAAUUAUGUCCCA